UGGACACUGAAGGAAUGGGCCGCGGCUAGAAAACGCGGUGAAGUCGGUAAGACGGUCAGAACUCCUGCGGCUGAGGAGGUUGGGAACCCGCUUGCUACUCCUGUGGUUGGGGUUAAGGAGGUACAGAUACAGAUACCUGGGGAAACGAUUCAGGAACCGCAGCUGCCGGUGCCGUUGCUGGCCGCGCCUCUGGAAAACCCUCCCAAACCGGAACACAUCGACAUGCCCAAUGUGAAUGUAGAAGCUGCUCUGGCGCCAUUCUACAGCCCGCUAACGGAGAGGAAACCGGACUUGCCAGCAGUACUUGUCUCGCCUCGCGCUAGGGUUGGUCCUUUGAACCCUCCUUCGGAGAAGGGAGCUACUGUGCCGAGGGGCGAGAGGUCUCUCUUGGGGCUGGAGGAGUCGUUGAGAGGAGAAAGGGAGAAACUGCCUUUGAGCGUGCGUCUCCAGGAGACUCAGUCGCCUGGGCCGAAAGCGCCUACUCUCGUCCCGCCCACCCAGGAAUCGCUUGUGACAGCGUCAGUCAAGCCUGCAGAACCUGCUGCACCGGUAGAACGGAAAGAGACACCGAUAGAACCGCAUUCUCUCAAACGGACAUUCGGGCCUGUGGCUUCUCAGCGACCUACGCCUGUCCAGCCUUCACCCGCGAGCGAGAUAAAGACCACACCACGACCUGCAGUUCCCGAGCCUCCCAAGCAGACCGUUCCCCCGACGCGCACUGAGGAACAACCAAAAAUCCCACCAAGUCUGGAGGUCAAGACUGACGUCGCUGCUGUGCCGCCUUUCCCGUCUGUUGAGGCUGCCCUUAGGCCUUUUGUGCCUCUUUGGUCCCCGCAUCAAGCGCCUCUGGCGGUACCUCUCCCUGAGCCUGUUUCUGCUAAAUCGGAUCGCCCUGCGUCGUCGGCACCCAUCUCCGAGAAGGCCAAGUCGCCGUCGCCGGCUGCUGGUGGUGUUGAGGAAGGCGAAGUUGGGGAAGUGACAACAGACCGCCUCGAGGAACGUUAUGACGACGAUCGCGAUCGCGAUCGCCCUUAUCGCCGUUCUCGCUCACCUGAUCGCAGACGAACACCGUACGACGAUCCUGGGUAUGACUCGCGCCGAUAUCCUUCAUCCCCACCAAGACGGCCAGCGUACGACGAACACCGACCCAGGUCACCGUCCUAUUUCGGCCCUUCCCGCUCACCGCCUCCCAAUGCCCCUCGCUCGCCGAGGUACGGCCAAAGGUCUCCCAGAUGGACACCUCGCGAUCGGUCGCCACCUCGAGGACCUCGGCAUCCCCCUCCUGUGUCUCCCGUCUUCCAGCCUCAUGCUGGUCCUUCCACACCAGGAUAUCGCGCUCCCCCUCCUGGUCCAUCUCGUGGAUACCCACCAUCAGCCCCCAGGGCAGAACACGCCUUUAGAGAAGGCUGCGAAGGUACCCGUGCGCCUCCUUUGGGACCCAGAGCUUUGUAUGGGCAGAGUCCUUACGGACCUCCGCGAGCUCCGUUCCCACCUCCGUUCGGCGGAAGGGGUGGUGGUCCACCACCUAUGGCACCUAGGGGUAACUUCCCGCCAAGACCGGGCUGGAGAGGGCGUGGUCGUGGAAGUUUCCGUUGAAUACUCUUCUAUCAAGUCGUUUGACAUUGGUCAUUAGGUCUUGUUUUCUUUGUCUCCGCGAUUGAUG
Molecule: messenger RNA, 1663 nt
Organism: Dacryopinax primogenitus
Lineage: Eukaryota; Fungi; Basidiomycota; Dacrymycetes; Dacrymycetales; Dacrymycetaceae
Exons: 1
Coding region: 223-1596 (457 amino acids)
Source: RefSeq, a predicted model, not a curated record